Molecule: messenger RNA, 729 nt
Organism: Fusarium coffeatum
Lineage: Eukaryota; Fungi; Ascomycota; Sordariomycetes; Hypocreales; Nectriaceae
Exons: 3
Coding region: 1-729 (242 amino acids)
Molecular function (GO): magnesium ion binding; acireductone synthase activity
Source: RefSeq, a predicted model, not a curated record
AUGACGCUCAAUCUCAACGAUUUCGAUGUCCUGGUGUUUGAUAUUGAAGGAACCGUUUGUCCCAUCUCCUUCGUCAAGGAUGUUCUAUUCCCAUAUGCACUCGAGGCACUUCCCAAAGUCUUGGAACAGGAGUGGGACAGUCCAGAGUUUGCAAAGUAUCGUGAUGCUUUUCCCGAAGAGUAUCGCAACUCGCCUUCUGACUUCGAAGCACACGUUCGCGACCUUGUGAAGCGUGAUGUCAAGAUAGCCUACCUUAAGUCGCUCCAGGGAUACCUCUGGCUGCAAGGCUACAAGUCGGGCAACAUUGUUGCCCCUCUCUUCCCAGAUGUCGAGCCUUUCUUCAACCAGGCCACCCAGAAGGGAAAGAAGAUCAUCAUCUAUUCGUCCGGCUCGGUUCCUGCGCAGAAACUGCUCUUCGCACACACAAACUCCGAGAAGCCAGACAUGACCCCCCUUAUCGCCGACUACUUCGAUACAACCAACGCGGGCCCCAAGACCGAGGUCGACAGCUACACGAAGAUCAUCUCUCAUCACCCGGAGCACAAGGACCUCGAUAGAUGGCUGUUCUUGAGCGACAACAUCGACGAAGUCAAGGCUGCUGUUGGAGCGGGUAUGCGCAGCCUGCCUGUUGUUCGUCCUGGAAAUGCGCCCUUGCCGCCAGAUGAGCCUCUGGCCAAGAUCGCAAUUGCCGAGUUCACGCACUCUGAACUCGCUUCUUUGGGAGUAUGA